ACAGGCUGGGCCGCUGCUGUGUCGCAGCAGUGGAAGGACCAGGACUACAGCUGCCCUGCUGCUGUUGGGAAGGACACAUCGGAGCCUGUAGCCCAUGUUGUUAUUACCAGUGCUAUACCGUAUUUGAGGAAGAAGGAAAUGAGGCGUAUAGGGCUUUAAGGGUGCAAGAGAGAGGAAAGAGAAAACCGGAUUCAAACAGGUGUCCGGCUGUCUCCCAUCAGCCCGAGACCGGAGGAGGAAGAGAGAGAGAGGGUGUGAGAGAGACAGGGCAAAGGGAUAUAGCCUAGAAGAAAUAGCGCUGCCGAUGAGCAAAUCAAUCCGCUAAUUUGAGGACGUGUCGUUAAUUUCAGUUAACCGAGCCCUUUUUCGGUUCAACGGUGAUGGAGACCCAACACCACAAACACGGCUUUUUUUUUUAAGCCAAUAGGCCUAUCUUGUUUUAAAAGAGAGAUAAUUUCAUCUCUUUUCUUUCUUUCUCUCUCAAGAGGAGGUGGUAGAAGAGGGAAGGCGGUGACUGACAACCCCCACGGGACAGGCCGUCCGACCCACGCUUCUAACAGGUGUGUCUGAAGAGGGCAUAUCGCUCCAAUUUGCACCGCCCGUCCGGUCGGUCCGUGCCCCCUCCCUCCCUGUCUCAUUGUUCCCGGUGAAAUGACAUCCAAACAGGGGCUGGUUAGGAGUUAAUUCGUCUUCGUUAAGGUGUCCCCAGUGAGCGCUCAUUCUUCUUUUCUUUCGCUCUCUUCGUAAAUGUCCAUUGGUGCGUUCAGCAGCAGAGAGGAGGAAGGAGGAGGUGGAUAAAUCCGAACGGCGUUCAUUUAAAAAACCUAUGGGACUUUGGAACGUGGUUCGUGUUUUUUUGAGGAAUGGAGACAAUUUAAAACGAGUGAACUGGUCGUUUAAGAGCAAAAGGGAAGAUUAGGAGAUUUUCCAGAUUUAUAUCACCAGAUAGGAAGGUCUUGACUGAGUUCGACCCCCUGGUAAAAAAGGCAAAACCCGCUGUUCGGUGCUGUCGUUCCGGCGACGUUCGCUAGCCAAACCGAACCCAAUUCUGACCUAUUUUACAAAGUGGGGAAACACUCUCGUCUCAACACAAAGUCCUCCUCGUUUUAUCAUGACGACGAGGAAAGGCAGCAGUGUGGCGGACACGGUGACUACCACUAAACACCAGCACCAGACCCAGACCCAGCCGAGGAGCCGGAGUCCCAGCAGCGGGGUCCCGGCGUCAGAGGAAACGGGCGGAGGGGCGGAGAUGUUCGGGGAAUUUCAGGAGUGGUGCCUCCGGACGUACGGGGACUCCGGCAAGACCAAGACCGUGACCCGGCGUAAAUACAACAAAAUUCUCCAGACCCUGAUCCAGGGGGACGAAGAGAAUAGCAACGGGGUGUUCCUGCACGAGAAGAAUAACAACCACAUCAACGCCAAAUUUAAAUUCUGGGUCAAGUCCAAGGGCUUCCAGGUCGGGACGCUGCCGGACGGCAAGCACGGGUCAUCGGACAGACCGGUGCUGUACGUCCCCAUCAAGGCGACGACUGUGGACGGAGUACCAGGGGUGGACUCAUCCCUGAAGCGUGUGGCGGUGGUGGAGGAUUUCUUCGACAUCAUCUAUGCCAUGCAUGUGGAGAUCAGCUGCGACCCGGGCAAAGCCCCGAAGCACGCCGGCCAGAAGAAGACCUACAAAGCUAUAGCCGAGACGUACGCCUUCCUGCCCAGAGAGGCGGUGACUCGUUUCUUGAUGAGCUGCGGAGAGUGUCAGAAGAGGAUGCACAUCGGCACCACAGGACAGGAGUACAAAGAGAACGACAGGCCGGGCUCUCUGGUGUUGGAGGUGAUAGACUACAACAUGCCUCUCACCACCACCUACAUGAAGCACAUGAAGCUGCAGUGCAUGGGCAACAACAAGGAUGACAGUUCACUGAGCAGCGAGGAGGAGGCAGAGAUGAGCGAGCCCACAUGGCUAGCAGCUGAUCUGGGAGCAGCGUCUGACCUGAGCCCGCCGAGCCGAGGAGAGAGGAUGCGCCACAGUCCCCAGAACGCACACAGCAAGGAGGACGACGAGGAUUCAUCAUCAGAGAGCGGCAGUGGGAACGGCCUGCCAGCCCUGACCCCUCCCUCCUCCGCUGUGACGGACGCUGCCAUAGUCAGGGAAACCAAGGUCAACGGCAACGGUGGUCCCGCCCCGCUGGACUUCAGCACGCCUACUUCCUCCUCCUCAUCAUCCGAAGACCAGCAGCCGAUGAACCUGAGCGAGCCCCCUCCUCAGCGCCGGCCCCUGGCCGCCGCACACCUACCCGUCACUGUGUCGGCGGCGGCCGCGGCUCUGCUUGGCGCUCUGCAUCCCAGCGCGCCUGAGGAGCUCCGCAGGAAGUACCCGCUGGCUGCCAAACCUCCCCUGGCUCCACACCCGGCACUGCCUCUGCCGCACACACACACACCCCACACACACAGUGCGCAUACUCCCAUCACACACACCCAGUCCCACACAGACACCGCCGAGCUGCGUCUGGACCGAGACGGCAGGGACUACGGGGGCAAGUCCCCCCAGUACAGUUCGGGUGGCAGCUACGACAGCGUGAAAAUGGACUUGGGUGCCGAGGACCUGACCACGGGGCGUCAGGUCGCCCCCGACGACGACGACGACGACCAUGACGACCACGACGACAACGACAAGAUCAACGAUGCAGAGGGAGUUGACCCCGAGAGACUAAAGGCCUUCAAUAUGUUUGUGCGUCUGUUUGUGGACGAGAACUUGGAUCGGAUGGUUCCCAUCUCCAAGCAGCCUAAGGAGAAGAUCCAGGCCAUCAUCGAGUCCUGCAGCAGACAGUUCCCAGAAUUCCAGGAACGCGCCCGCAAGCGCAUCCGCACCUACCUCAAAUCCUGCAGACGCAUGAAGAAGAGCGGCAUGGAGACCCGUCCUACUCCGCCUCACCUCACCUCAGCCAUGGCUGAGAACAUCCUGGCUGCCGCCUGCGAGAGCGAAUCACGCAACGCUGCAAAGAGGAUGCGCCUCGACGCAUAUCACGAUGAGCAGAUCUCUCUGGACAAGCCGUCCAGCGGUGGAGGGGGUCUGAGGGAGCCGGCGUCCCUCGCUCACUCCGCCUACUCCCUCGCCGCAUCAGCCUUCUCCUCCCAGGACACCCAGCUCUACAUCAACGGAGCCGGCCUUAGCUACGGUUACCGUGGAUACCCGGGCCUGGGUGCGGCCAUGCAACACCCCGUUUCCCUGACGACCGGCGCUGCUGCUCAGAGCAACGGCCCCACAGACCUCAGCAUGAAAUCGCUCUCCUCUGCCAACAUCGGUAACUCCUCUGCCUCGGCCAAUAACAGCCUGGGUGGGCGGGGCAGUGGGGCUGGCGGAGGGGGCGGGGCCUCGACCCAGCUCAGCCAACCAGAGAUCACAGCCGUGCGUCAGCUGAUCGCGGGCUACCGGGAGUCGGCCGCCUUCCUGCUUCGCUCGGCAGACGAGUUGGAGAACCUCAUCUUGCAGCAGAACUGAUCUGAUCAGAGAACACACGCACACGCACACGCACACGCACGCACACACACACACACACACACACACACACACACACACACACACACACACACACACACACACAUACACUUCCCAUCAUUGUUUUGUGUCUGGCUGCGUCCCCUGUCUCUCCUCAUUGACGCUGAACACCAGACCUCUUUUUUGCCAUCCCCUGCCUUCUCUUUGAUAACAGAGGGACAGAGUGAGGAAGAUGAAUCCAAACCCCACAAUCCCUAAAACAACCCCCCACAAACUCCAUCCAUCCAUUCUGAAAAGAGAAAAAAUAAGAAAAAAGGAGCAUUUGGACUCUCUUCCUCUCCUCACAAACAACAAUACACUCUGAGCCACGGAGUGUGGAGGGAAGGAAGAAAGAAGCAGAGGAGCCUGGGAGAAGAGUAAAAGAGAUGUUUCUGCUGCUGUGGUUUCAGGAAAAAAAGAAAAAAACAAGGGGAGUUUUGAUUGAUGGGUGCCCCGGCCAUCGCCGUCUUAUGAUCAUUGAUCAACAAUUUAAAAGUAAAUAAUGACUCCCUGAAUUGAUACUACUGAACCGUUUUUUAAAUGAUGAGUGUUUUUUGAUUUGAUUGAAUAUUUAAUUUGUUCUGUUUUUGGGGAGUCCAGUGAGCAUUUGUUGAGUUUUUUUUUUUUUUUUUUUUACUCUUCCCAAAUGACUGAAAGAAAGAAGCGGUUUGACUUAUCUAAACAGAUAGCACUAAUAUACGGAAAGAGACUUUGGAUGGAAACUGGAAAAGAAAAAGAGUUGUGAGAGACCUUUUUUGUGCUCGCUUGUAUAUAAGCUCUCUGUGUCCUUUAGCACUUUUCCCUCACCUAAAACCCCGGUCCUCCUCACCCCUUUUACCCAGGGAGCAACUUGCUACUUAUGCAUCCAAGACGCCAUGUUGACUACCAGGAAAUACCUCAGAUCAGACCUGCCAAUUCCGUUUUCAGUUCCUCUCACACACUCUGCAAGUGAAUGGUAACAUUCCCAUCUCAAGUCAGUUUACUUCUACUUUACCACUGAUGUCUUCAAGGUUUAUAUAUUUUAGGGGGCGGAGGAUCAAACUGUACUUCACAAAAAGACGUGUAGUGUGGAAACGAUGAAGCAUUUCAAGAACCGAUGAUGUAAACAUUGAAAUCUUUUUCUUUCAUGUGUGCGGGUUCAUCUGUGUGCUGCUGUAUAUAAUCACUUUAUCUAGAAAACUUGAGAAGAAUCCAAGUUGAACGGUGAAUUUCUCCUUAAAUGGGAGGGAGGAGGGUGUGUGUGUGAAGGGGGGAGGGGGGGGUUCUUAAGUGAAAGGGGAGUUAAAUGUUGUUCACUGGCGACAAUUUGACCUCCCGCUUCUACUUUUUACAAAUGUACAGUAGAUUGUCGUUCUGUUUAACGCCCCACCUCUUCUUCUUCUCUCAAUUGGACCUACUCUUCCCUUCUUCUACUUGGACCUAACCCCUCCCCCCCUUCCCCUCCCGGUCCAGGUUUCAGAGGAAGAGGAGGACCGCUCUGACUUACUGUGUUUGUCUGUUAAACUCUGAGAUGGCCAUUACUAUUGUUAUUAUUAUUGCUAUUAUUAUUAUGAUUAUAAUGAUGAACGUUCAUGUUGCUGCUGCUAAACAAAAAACCGGACCUUCUGCCAUAGACCUAAAACCUCAACAAAGCCGGGCGUUAGCUAGCCGCUGUGCCCCGGGAAAACCCGAUCGAAAA
Molecule: messenger RNA, 5207 nt
Organism: Etheostoma spectabile (orangethroat darter)
Lineage: Eukaryota; Metazoa; Chordata; Actinopteri; Perciformes; Percidae
Product: nucleolar protein 4
Exons: 11
Coding region: 1112-3493 (793 amino acids)
Source: RefSeq, a predicted model, not a curated record